CUGGGGGGCUAUGAGCAAGUCCACACCAGCCCGCCGCCUCUCACCGCGGGCAACUUCAGAGUAGUAGAGAGUCCAGCCUCUUUCAAGGAGUUGUGUUCCAGAGUCCAAGCUGUGCGGGGAGACGAGCUCAACUAUCUCUAGUCGGUAUCUCUCAACCUCCCACACCAGCUCAGGCUCCUUGCCUCCCAGCGAGGUGACAUUCCAUGUCCCUAGAGCCAGAUUCCGUGUCCGGGGAUUGGGUCGCCGAGGACCCCGCCUUCGACUGUCACCCAAUCCACAUUGCACCAGCCCCUUAAAGUUCCUCCUGCAGGUGGUGGGCCCACAGGAGAUCGGCCCCACAUCACUCCUUUUGGCUAAGCCCAGCUGGGCCCCUUGGGGUAAGACCCGGCCAUCAGGCGCUUGCAUGCGAGCCCCAUAUAGUGCACUAGAUAGGGUGCCUACAUUAAGAGACAUUUGCAUCUUCUUCACUUCACAGGAACAGGACAAGACGAGGUACGCUGAAGAGAAGCUAGAGGAACUGCAGGAGAAAGUUGACUCCAACUUCAAAGAUGUCUUACUCCAAAAAGAUCAGGAACUGCAGGCAGAGAAGGAGACCAACGAGCAUCUACAGGAUGAAAUGAAGCUCAUGGAAAAACAGAUAAUGCAGUUCUGGAAGGUAAAAGGAGAGAUUCAGGAGCAGUGCCUUGACCUCAGUCGGCUCGAGGCUAAGGUUAUGGAGAUAAAUGUCAAGGACAAGGAGACCAUUGAACACCUCCAGCAAAACGUAAAAAAACAGGAAGAAGAGCUGUGCAUAGAAAGGAAGCAGGUCAGAAACAUGAAGGCUCUUGUGCAGAGGAUGAAGGCCGACAUCAAAAACUGCUCUAGUUUUGUCGACCAGCCGCACCAGCUGAAGGCAAACUUCAUCAGACUCAAUAAGUCCUACAACCAUAAACCAGAUAUGAGAUUCAGGGUGAAGUUUGCAGUCGUUCAAGAGAGCAGGCAGAAGGAAGAGCUGCAAAGUCCAGCGGUUUAAAACAAACAGCAUUUAAAAUGAGACACAUCAUUGUGAAAACUUGGUUUAAAAGAAUGUGUACUUUAUUUCUAUUUCAGCAUCAGUGAGGGACUCACUGAAAAGUGGAAGAAGCUCCGUGACCCUGUCCAAGUCGCCAUACAUUAGCAGCCAAAUGCCAAAGCUGGAUAUUCUUAAAAUCAUGGAUCUUCCACCCAUAAACACUAGAAACAUUCAGUGAUUGCCGGGGAGGUGUCGAACACUCGGAUGUACAGUAGGAUAUAGUGGGAGGGCUCUGAGCUAUCCGGGAGUGUUCCACUGAAAACCACCGAUCAUAAGCUGUGGAAAAGAAAUAAAUAAUUAAUAAUACAUUUCAAAUAAAAGCUUUGAAAAUAAAAAUUA
Molecule: messenger RNA, 1390 nt
Organism: Tachysurus fulvidraco (yellow catfish)
Lineage: Eukaryota; Metazoa; Chordata; Actinopteri; Siluriformes; Bagridae
Product: cilia- and flagella-associated protein 57-like
Exons: 5
Coding region: 404-1012 (202 amino acids)
Source: RefSeq, a predicted model, not a curated record